AUGUAUUUCGACGAAUUGAGCUGGGAGCGAGUUAUGGACAUCUACGAAUUAGAGUCGGCGAGCGGUGUUGUGGUCAGUGUUGGCGGUCAGCUUCCUCAGAACAUUGCUCUCCGCCUCCAAGAAGAAGGCGGUGCCAAGGUUUUAGGUACAGACCCGAAAGAUAUCGACAAGGCUGAAGAUCGGCACAAAUUUUCCCAGAUUCUUGACUCCAUUGGUGUGGAUCAGCCUGCUUGGAAGGAGUUGACUUCGGUAGCCGAUGCUGAGUCUUUCGCGGAAAGUGUCGGAUACCCCGUCUUGGUUCGCCCAUCAUACGUUCUUUCCGGAGCCGCCAUGUCUGUCAUUCAAACACAAGCCGAUCUCAAGGACAAAUUAGAGUCUGCCUCUGCCGUUUCGCCUGAUCAUCCCGUGGUCAUCACCAAGUUCAUUGAAGGUGCUGAGGAGAUUGACGUCGAUGCAGUUGCUUCAAAAGGACAAUUGAUCCUUCACGCUGUCUCGGAGCAUGUAGAAGCCGCUGGGGUACACUCUGGGGAUGCAACCCUUGUUCUACCCCCCGUCAAUCUCGACGAGAAGGUGAUGGCCCGAGUAAAGGAGAUAGCCGAAAAGGUUGCUAAAGCCUGGAAUAUUACCGGCCCCUUCAACAUGCAAAUCAUCAAGGCUGACGCCCCUGGCGAGGAGUCUGUCCUCAAAGUUAUUGAAUGCAACCUCCGAGCAUCACGAUCUUUCCCAUUUGUCAGCAAAGUCCUUGGAACCAAUUUUAUCGACACGGCGACCCGGGCCUUGGCAGGUAAAGAUGUUCCGGCUCCCCAGGAUUUGAUGGCUCAAAAACGUGACUACUUGGCAACUAAAGUGCCUCAGUUCUCUUGGACUCGCCUUGCAGGAGCAGACCCUUUCUUGGGGGUUGAGAUGAGCAGCACGGGUGAAAUCGCUUGUUUUGGCAAAGACCUGAUAGAAGCAUACUGGGCGUCGUUGCAAUCAACAAUGAAUUUCCGUAUGCCGGAACCAGGUGAGGGUAUCCUCCUUGGCGGAUCAACUGAGCUUCCCGAACUUCCUCAGAUCGUCGAAUAUCUUCAACCUUUGGGUUAUAAGUUCUACGCCGCGAGUGAGGAUGUGAAAGGGCAUUUGGAGAAAUCUGGGGCCACGAUCGAAGUGAUUGAGUUUCCCACGACAGACAAGAAUGCACUUCGAGGAGUGUUCCAGAAAUACGACAUCAGAGGCGUCUUCAACAUCUCCAAGAGCAGAGGGAAGACGCUGGUGGACAAGGACUAUGUGAUGAGAAGGAAUGCAGUGGACUUUGGUGUCCCAUUGUUUAUGGAACCAAAGGUUAGUUUUCUUUAUGCCUUUUAA
Molecule: messenger RNA, 1344 nt
Organism: Exophiala aquamarina CBS 119918
Lineage: Eukaryota; Fungi; Ascomycota; Eurotiomycetes; Chaetothyriales; Herpotrichiellaceae
Product: carbamoyl-phosphate synthase large subunit
Exons: 1
Coding region: 1-1344 (447 amino acids)
Biological process (GO): 'de novo' pyrimidine nucleobase biosynthetic process; UTP biosynthetic process; L-citrulline biosynthetic process
Cellular component (GO): cytoplasm; cytosol
Molecular function (GO): metal ion binding; ATP binding; aspartate carbamoyltransferase activity
Source: RefSeq, a predicted model, not a curated record